Harpia harpyja (harpy eagle) is the source of this 793-nucleotide messenger RNA. It is a transcript of the gene MRPL18, whose product is annotated as mitochondrial ribosomal protein L18. Lineage: Eukaryota; Metazoa; Chordata; Aves; Accipitriformes; Accipitridae. Gene Ontology annotation, cellular component: ribosome; mitochondrion. The coding region runs from base 104 to 655 and encodes 183 amino acids. Gene Ontology annotation, molecular function: structural constituent of ribosome; 5S rRNA binding. The transcript is spliced from 4 exons. Gene Ontology annotation, biological process: translation. The record is from RefSeq and is a predicted model, not a curated record.
CUUCCGGGGGAAGUGCCGCCCUCCCCAAGAUGGCGGCACUCAGCUGCCCGUGAGCGGGGGGGAGGUGACUGCCGCCCGAGGCCGUGGCGGGCACCGGCUCCCCAUGGCGCUGAGCAGCCGCAGCCGCCUGCUGCUGGCGGCCGGCGGGCUCCAGGCGCGCAGAGCGGGUCUUCGUUUUGCAUCAACUACAGCCACUCCCAAAACUGAGACCGAAGUGGACACGAGCGAAAAUGAGGUUGUUGCCCCAGACUUCACUAACAGGAAUCCUCGGAACUUGGAGCAGUUGGCCCUCGCUAGGAAGGAGCGUGGCUGGAAGACAACAUGGCCAAAGCGUGAAUUCUGGCAUAGAUUACGGCUUGAGCAGACACAGCAUUACGUAGAAGCCUUUGUUGAGCGCUGUAAUGGGGAUGUUGUGGUAUCUGCCUCUACCCGAGAGUGGGCCAUAAAGAGACAUCUCUACAGUCCCAAGGGAGUAACAGCAUGCAGAAACCUUGGCCGUGUAAUGGCACAGCGCUGUUUGGAAGCAGGAAUCAACUUUGUGAACUUUAAAGCUGUUAUCCCCUGGGAAUAUCGUUGUGACUCGAUUCAGGAAUUUGAAAAAGCUGUGCAGGAGGGUGGUGUCAUUCUGCGUGAGCCACGAAGAAUCUAUCAGUAAAAUGGAGACCGUUGGGAAAGCUUUCCAAGGCACGACGAUCGCUUUUUUAGGUGUGUGUGUGCCGGCACAGUGAAGGUCCAGAGCUGGAAAAAGGUGGAACGUGGCAUCUUACAAUAAAAUAUUUUUAAAUGGACAGAA